Messenger RNA from Cicer arietinum (chickpea), 2837 nucleotides. RefSeq names its product ubiquitin carboxyl-terminal hydrolase 20. Gene Ontology annotation, cellular component: cytosol; nucleus. Gene Ontology annotation, molecular function: cysteine-type deubiquitinase activity. The record is from RefSeq and is a predicted model, not a curated record. NCBI's taxonomy places the organism in Eukaryota, Viridiplantae, Streptophyta, Magnoliopsida, Fabales, Fabaceae. Gene Ontology annotation, biological process: protein deubiquitination.
UAAUAAUAAACCGGAGUUAUUAGGAGAUAGAGAGAGAAAGAAGAAAAUCACAGAGAGAUUUGGAGAGAGAAAGAAAAUGAAUGAGAAAUUGCGCGCGAUGUCGUUUUCAUGAUUUUUAUUUUUUUUUUGGUGGCAAAAUAUUCAGUUUUUCCCUCUAAUUUCAAAAUCUGUCUGUUCAAGGUUUUGAACCUUUUCGUCUUCCCUCUUUUUUUUCAUCUCAAAACCCUAACCUCUCCAAUUUUUUUCUUCAUAAUUUAAAACCUUUCACGCUUAAUUUUCUUUCACCAAAAAAAUUAACGUCUCAGAUACACUAUUCUUUUUCAUUCUCUGAAUCAAAUCAUCUCCUUUUGAUUUUGUUUUCUUUGUUUUUUUCUUUCUGAAACCCUAAUUUUACACUCUGAUUCAAAUUUCGAUGUCGUGUUCGAAUUAUCCUAAUUCUUCACCCGGCGAACAACAACGGAACCAAACGAAUUCAUCUUUAUCGGUUAGUUUACUUUCAGAAAUGAAUUCACGGUCUAGGGUUUCGGUUCAUGAUCUUGACGGAGCUUCCGUUCCAACGCCUCCACGCGUUAACUCUCCUCCGUCGUCAACUCACGCUGUUAAUUUGACCGCGCUUUUCGAGGAAGAAGCUCCACAGGAAGGUCCUAAUGAGUUUCCCACUUUUGAGAUAGUUAACGACGAUUCGUCCUCGAUUUGGCCGGAGUUGAUGGAUUCCGACGAGUGUCGUCCUCUGAAUUCGUGCCGGGUUUCUGCUGUGCCACCGGAAGGGUGGAUACCGGCUGAUGUUUCUGAUGAUAAUUGGUUGUAUGACGACGAUGAACCCUCAAAGGAUGUAACUGAUGAUUCUAAAGUGGUGCCAUCGAUGAUUGGUGCUGGUCUUGCAAACCUUGGUAACACAUGUUUUCUAAAUUCAAUUAUGCAAUGUUUCACGCACACAGUGCCACUAGUUGAGGGUCUUCUUUUGUGCAGCCAUUCUCCUAAUGAUGGCCAUAAUGGGUACUGUGUUAUUUGUGCUUUCCGCUAUCAUGUUCGACAUUCGUUGCAAUCUACUGGAAGAAUUUUCUCCCCUGUGAUACUGGUGGAUAAUUUGAAUCAUUUUUCUUCUCUAUUUAGAAGACACCAACAGGAAGAUGCACAUGAAUUUAUGCAAUGUGCAUUGGAUAAACUUGAAAGAUGUUUUUUAAAUUUGAAGAAGAAUGAUCCAAGUUUUGAGGAUGAUAAUAUUGUAAACAAAGUGUUCGGAGGUCGUUUGGUUAGCAAGCUUCGAUGUUGUAACUGUGGCCGCUCUUCUGACACUAAUGAGCCAUUGAUUGACUUGAGUCUGGAAAUAGAAAAUGUAGAAACCCUUUCAAGUGCUUUAGAAUCUUUCACUAUGGUGGAAGACAUUGAUGCGAAGUUUAGAUGUGAGGGAUGUAAGGAAGAAGUCUCUAUGGAGAAACAGCUUAUGUUGGAUCAGACACCUUCUAUUGCAACAUUCCAUUUAAAGAGAUUUAAAACAGAUGGGAUCUUAGUUGAAAAGAUUGACAAGCAUAUUAAUUUCCCGUUGGAGUUGGACUUGCAGCCUUUCACCAUAUCAAAUGAAAACAAUAAUGUAUCAUUGAAAUAUGAUCUAUAUGCAGUUGUUGUUCAUAGUGGAUUUUCAUCUACCUCUGGGCAUUAUUUCUGCUUUGUUCGCUCUGCUCCAGACACAUGGCAUAAACUGGAUGAUUCAAAGGUUAGUAAAGUAUUGGAAGAGACUGUGCUAUCUCAAGAAGGAUACAUAUUGUUCUAUGCUCGACAGGGUACACCUUGGAUUUCAAGUUUUAUGGAAUCUCAAAUUCCAUGCUUGGAUCUGAGUAGGAUGAAUACAUCUCCCAAGUCUGUUUUAGACAUCACUGAUGGCCAGAAUAAAUCAUUUCCUAUUUUACAUGAAAAUAUUGAUAGGAGUAAGGCAGAUGAAUCCAAAGAAUUUUCUGAGAAGUAUUCUCUUCAAGAAAGUUGUGAGUUUCUUGAAAUCGAUGACAUUAUUAAUGCAACUCAUGACUAUGAGUAUGAAAAAUUUCCUGCUCAAAAAUCAAAUCAGAAAGCUGUUAAUUUGAAUGGAUUGGAAGAUAUCAAUGCCCAAGUGCUACCUGAGAAUUGUACCAUGAUGACCGGUAAUGCCAAGCAUGGUGGUAGUUCAUAUACCGAGUAUGGUGCUCCUGAUAAAAACAACCGCAGUCCAGAAAUUGUUGAUUAUAGAGAGAAUGACUGCUUCAAUCCUUUAACACCUCCCAACUCCCCCCCUUUUGACACUCCAGGUAAGACUUUUCAGAUCUCACGUGAUCAUUUGAAGAUAGAGAAUCAAGGGAGCAGCGGUAAAAGAUCAUCAUCAAAUAAGUUAACGGGGAAUUCUGAAAAAAAAGCCGCCCUCACAUAUCUUAAGAAGAUGUCCGGUUCAAGGAGAAGUGUACUUAUGGACUUAGUUGGUGAUUGUCAUAGCAAAUCUUCCUCUGAGAACAAGAGAAAAAAAAUUGAUUCAUUGCAGUCUGACAAAGGCAACACUCUUAGUGCUCGCAAGAAAUCAAGCCAUUCUUCUGUCACCGGCUACCCUGUGGCAACUAGAGUUUCACAGUGAAUAGUCUUUGACUUUAGGCAUGUAGCUUUGUACUAGAUUUUUUUUUUUGGUGAAAAACCUAUACAUGUAGCUGUGGUAUUUUUGCUAAAAGUUGUCAUUACCUCCAGCCAAAUUGUAUAGUCACGACACACCCUUGUUUCCCCUCUGCAUGAGGUGACCAUGGAAAGUAAUUGUGGACAAGGAUGUAAUUAUAAAUGAUAGCAUUGGUGAUGAUAAAUAAUACUAGAACGAUUUGUUGUCA